Molecule: messenger RNA, 1382 nt
Organism: Contarinia nasturtii (swede midge)
Lineage: Eukaryota; Metazoa; Arthropoda; Insecta; Diptera; Cecidomyiidae
Exons: 7
Coding region: 63-1382 (439 amino acids)
Molecular function (GO): DNA binding
Source: RefSeq, a predicted model, not a curated record
AAACUGAACACAACGACGAACUAAGUCAAGUCCAAGAAAAAGGAGAAGACGAUGAUAUACCGAUGAAUGAAAUUUCCCCCGAACACAACGAAAAGUUGACGGAUGCCCGAGAAAAAAAUCAAACCGGAGAUGAAAUAGCCGAUAUUAUAAAACUAACUGAAACAUCAUCAAACAAUGCAGAUUCUGGUUCAUCAUUGGUACAAGUAAGUGACUACGAUGAUGAAGCGACGAAUGGAAAUUCUUCUGAACACAAGGACGAACUUAAUCAAGUCCAACAAAAAGGAGCAGACGAUGAUAUAUUGAAGAAUUUUCAUGAAAACAGUGAAAUCAUGACUGACGCGACAGAAAAAAAUCAAACUGAACCAGAAAUGCGUUUAGUAACGGACGAAAUUGAACGUAAGGAAAUCCUGACAGCAUUGUAUGAAGUGGAUGAUGACCCAAAACGUAAAAUGUUUUAUGAUGAGUUGAAAAAAUGUUUGACGCUAUCUUACCUGAUGUUAAAUGAAAGACCUAUAGAUUUAUAUACAUUUUUCGUCCUCGUAAAUGAACUUGACGAAACUUUAUCGAAAGUGAAUGACUUGAAGAAGUGGGAAAGUUUUGCUCUAAGAUUUGGCAUACAAACAAAAGUCGAUUUACAUGCAAAGGUACUGAAAUACUACUACAAUCAUUUUAUGGCUCCACGCAAGAGCACGUUGUUAGCUGCAAUAUCAAAAGUUGCAGAGGAACCAAACAAUGUUUUAGAUGCAAAAAGUGCAGGACAUGACGUUCACCCAGAAAUACAAAGCCAACACUUUAUUACUCUAUAUAACAUCGACAAUGAUCCAAAACGUAAAAAAUUUUUUGAUACGUGUAAGAUAUGUACACAUCAAAUGUUGAUAAUCAAAGGAAACCCGGUAGAUUCAUAUAAACUGUUCGUUUUCAUAGACGAACGCGGUGGCAUUAAAUCAGAGGACAUUAUUCAGUGGAAAGAAUGCGCCCUCUCCCUUGGCUUACAAACAAAUGAAAAUGUAUUGAAUGCAUUGAUGUCUUUUUAUGAUAAUCAUUUGGCACCAUACAGGGAUUUAUUGUUGGCAGCAAUAUCAGAAGAUUUCAAUUCAGUGGUAAAUGACUGCGAUGGUGUAGCGAUGAAUGAAGAUUCUCCGGAACACAACGAAAAGUUGACUGAUGCCCCAGAAACAAAUCAACCCGAAGAAACGACAGAACAAUCAAGCAAUGAUCAGAUUAUGAACACAAAAUAUGCAUCGGCGGAUCAAAAUGAUGGUGAACCAAAACGAUUGAAAAAACGAAAACGUGUUAGUGCACCCAGUCGUCGGUCAACUCGAGCAAAUAAAAAAAUAAAAAUACUUGAAAACAUUUUGAUUAGACCAAAAUCAACCAUAUAA